AAGGGAGAGAGAGAGAGAGAGAGAGAGAGAGAGAGAAAGGGAUAGGCUUUAUAUAUUUAUUUACAUCUGUGAUAUCGACGCUGAUAUACAUCGACCUUCUUCGCGAGAAAAAGGAGACGAAGAGGAGCGAGAGAGAGAGGGCGAGAGAGGCGAGUGACGUGAGACCCAGAGAGAGAAAGAGGGAGAGAGAAACGUCGCUCGAAGAAAGAUUAUAUCAGUAUCUUAGUGGAUAGGGUUUUUUGUAUAUACGACUGACUCUUUUUUAUAAUUAUUGCUAUCGGCGCGAGUUGCGGGAGGCGCAGGACUGGUCUCACCCGAGGCCGGCGGUGUGAAACCGGAAGAUACUUCUCCGAUCUUUCCCCGGACGAUCGUUCGCGCGGGCGGCGAGAGUACGCGAGAGGUAGCCAUGGUGGAGAAGAUUCUGGAGGAGCGAGAGGACGGCACUCAGGAGGCCGGGCGAGGCGAUGGCACCUGCCGGGACGUAGCCUCGACGGGGGAGUCCAUGAGCGCGGUGCAGGCCCGUCAGGAGGAGGCGAGACGCAAGAGACGCAGGAAGAGACGCUCCGGCUCCUCCGUGGUGUCCUCCUGUUUCCAAGAACUGUACAAACUGACCGGAGAAGUUCUUGGGGAGGGCGCUUACGCCUCGGUCCAGACCUGCACGUCCCUCUACACGGACCUUGAGUACGCCGUGAAGAUCAUCGACAAGAUCCCCGGGCACGCGCGCGCCAGGGUGUUCAAGGAGGUCGAGACGUUCCACCAUUGCCAGGGCCACCCGAACAUCAUACAGCUGAUCGAGUUCUUCGAGGACGAGGAGAAGUUCUAUCUUGUGUUUGAGAAGAUCAACGGCGGGCAGCUGUUGAACAGGAUUCAGGAGCGGAUUCACUUCACCGAGAGGGAGGCGAGCCAGAUCGUCAAAGAGAUUGCGAGCGCGCUCGACUUCCUUCACAAGAAAGGUAUUGCUCAUAGAGAUCUCAAGCCCGAGAACCUCUUGUGCGUGUAUCCGGACAAGCUGACGCCGAUCAAGGUGUGCGACUUCGAUCUUGGAUCAGGUAUCAAGUUCAACAACUCGCUGUCUAGUCCCGUGGCAACGCCGCAACUUUUGACACCGGUGGGCAGCGCCGAGUUUAUGGCGCCGGAAGUGGUCGAGGCAUUCAUCGGCGAGGCCAAUUAUUACGACAAACGCUGCGAUCUCUGGAGCCUCGGCGUCAUUAUGUACAUUCUCCUCUGCGGUUAUCCGCCUUUCUACGGCAACUGCGGCACCGAUUGCGGCUGGGGCAGGGGAGAGAAUUGUCAGGCCUGUCAGGAGUUGCUCUUCACCAGUAUUCAGGAAGGCAGAUACGAGUUCCCUGACAAGGAGUGGAGAUGCAUCUCCGAGGACGCGAAAGACUUGAUCAGAGGCUUGCUCGUCAAGGAGGCCCACCAGAGGCUCAGCGCCGAUAGUAUUUUGAAACAUCCCUGGAUCAAUCCCGGGCCGACUUCCGUCGAAACUGGUGAUCGAUCGCUUACCACGCCUCAUAUCAUAAGGAGGAACAACUCCGCUAGAGAACUCUCAGCGUUCGCUGAGUCUGCAAUGGCUGUGAAUCGUGUGGUACUUCAGCAUUUCUCUCUAAAUCUCGAGGAGCUGGCGGAGAACCGGGAGCCUAGACUGUCGACGUCAUCGACCGACGACGACAACCAUCCGUACGGUCACAUGUCCGACUCCAGCAGCGAGCUGUCCGAGAAUAGCAAGCACUUGACGACGCAUUCUUCUAGCGAGUUCGACGGCACACGGCCAAAGUCUUGCUCCGUGCGCUCCAGCGUCGAUCUCAACGACCCCAAGAUCAUCGGCAAGAACCGCGUCAUCGGUAAGGACUCGCUGCAGAAUUGGUUCGGGCUGUCGCCGCCGACCGAGAGUCGUCUGAUGCAGCGCCGUUUGAAGGCACGCUCGGACCUGCUCGAACGUCAGACCGGCAAAGCGGUGAUUGCGUCUCCGAGUGGCUGAGAGGUCGCUGUAGAACCGAUCACUUCUUCUCGCUACAGUAUCACUUGUCUCUUUGUAGCUACAUGAAAACGCGAACGAUGUACAAUACCUUUUCCAAUGGCUUAGGAAGCUAACGUAGCAUAAGUCGAGUCUCUGAUUCUGCGCGGAUAAUGAGAACAGGCUCAAUCAUUUACGAUAGUGACGACAGCGAUAAUAAUCGAAAAGUAUUUCGCCGCGAAAAGUAAUCCAACAGAAAGAACAUCGUCGUUAUCUUCUUUUUUUCUCAAUAUAGUUGUAAGUCUCUUUUGUUUUAAACUUUCCUUUCUAACAGGCAGUUGGAUGGCAACCAGGUUUGUUUUUAUUUCCAAUGAAAGAUGUCUCUUCGCUCUUGGAAUUAAUUUCAAAAUAAUUGGUAACGCGAUAGUUACCGAGACACUUAAAUGAUGUAACUAUUAAUAUAAUGUACGGAAAAAAAUGUAUAAAAUAUAAAAUAAGGGAUUUAUAGAGAUUUCCGUUUAGAAUAUAAAUCUUAAUCGUAAUAAAAUAAUGUAAAUCGCAUCGAAGUGUACCCGGUCGCGGUACACGAGGACUACACUCGUCACAUAAUCGGAGCAGGGAGGGAGAUAAUUAUACCGCGGUUUGACUUCGAUCAUCGACGUUUCGCUCCGCGCGCGAGUAAAUUCCUUUCUCGUGUCACUUGGAAAUAAAAGCAUGCCUGACUCUCAUCGAACGCUGUUACCCCCGCUGCGUGUAAUCUGUUAUUCACGCAGCCAUAUGUUGCAUAUUGUACAGAGAUAGCUACACAACACGCGCGUCGGAACAUUUUCAUCCGCGGAUAUACAUACCGACGUACAUUUGAAUAUUCCGUUCAUUCGCACGCCGAACAUCGUGUUGUGCAAAGUGAAUCGACUUUGUGGAUAGGCAUCCCGAACACGAUUCGGAAUAGCACGUUGCCUGCGUCAACUGACGUUGACGGUGGUCUUGUUCCUUCGCUACGUGGCAGUGUGUACGUUACGACACGUGCGCGCGUUGUGUGUAGGGCAGUUCGGAAGGAAAGGGAAGGAGGAAGAAGGAAAGUAAAGACCCUCGUGAUCGUGAUAGUUCGUGCGCGCUUGGACGCGCACGAAUGUCCUAUUACGUAAAUAUUAUUUUUAUUUUUUUUUGUUCGCUGAAUUCUUUAAAUUGAAAAAACAGGAAAAAAAAGAAAAAAGAUCUACAGACGCAACCGACGUAAGGCGAAAAAGAUGUUCCUUUUAUUGCUUUUUUGAUAUUGUUUCAUGUACGUUCGAGCCAUAAUAUAUCCUCGAAUUGGAGCAAACGGAGGGGGGUGAGCGCGUCUCGGCCCACAGGUGCAGAUCAGUUUGCUCAUAUUAGAUUUAAUAGAAAACGCGAUAGAUCGUAAGUCGGCAAGAUUUCAAAGCAACAUUUGAAUGAAGUUUACGCGAAAGUGGAUCAAAAAAGAGAAAGUGGCUAGCUCGUUUCAAGUUUCUCUAUUGUUAAAUUAACGGGGUAUCGUUUAUUGAUUUACAUGUUGAGUACUUUUGUAGAGUUUUAUCGACCAAAAAUUAUUUUAACGCCAGCACGCCCACGAUAAUACUUUAUAUCUUCGUACAAAUUGUUUGUCCUUACUAUAACUUGAUUCCAUAAUUGUGCACGAAAAUCUGCGAAACAAGUUUGGUUCGAACAGAAGUCAACUAUCGAUCAUUUCAUAUUUUAUCGAUACAUUUUAGGGGGGGAAAUGAAAGAGAUACAAAGAAAUUUUGUUUCAUUCACGUCUUGAUGGGGUUGGACAGAUUUUACUCAGGGCAGCUGGGAGACCGCUGCGCACGGUAUUCUAUACUCGUACAAUUUGAAAGCGGCGAGGAUGAGAGAAUGUGAAGAAGCUAUCUGUAAGAUAUACAAAGUGCAGUCCCUCCGGAAUCGACAUCAGGAUCGUUGGCAUUGGGAUUCCGGGAUCUUCCGCGUAGAAGACGCGUGACUCCGGAGGGCUGCGAGUGUAACAUGCGUUUGUACGUUGUAAUUGCAUCAUUGGAAACUUUCUUAGAAAGUCAUUCGCUUGCUGUAGCAUAUACGGCGGAUAUGGCUUUUGUCAACCUCUGUCUUCUUUGUACUUUGUAAGUACCGAUAAGGUAAAGAGUUAGAGUUUAUAGCGCGCGUGGAUGAGAUUAUAUAAAUAUAUAUAAAUAUAUAUAUAUAUAUAUAUAUGAGAGUCCGUGUAAAUAAAAGAGAAGCUACGGUGUGUAGAGAUACGGAAAGCAAUAUAUAAUGCGAGCUCUCUUAAGAGGGAAUAUUGGAAGAUUAAUAUAUUUAUCGGCCUCUUUGCGCAAGACUAAACAACUUUUCGCGUUGUUCCUUGAUCAGCUGUAACACGAAAUUAUAUUUCUAUCAUACAAAAAGGUUAAUUUUUCCCGCUUGUCUUUCUUAAUUUGUCUUGCGCCAAGUUCCAUACGGUACCCACAUUACACAUUAAACAAUUGAGCGUGCCGCUUAGAAAAGCUGCGAAAUUAUUCAUUGUCUCUUCUACCGGGUCGAGAAACGAAGGGAUUUUUCUUGUGUCGAUCGUGCGUUUUUGGUAAAGUAUCAAUAUAGGCUCGAAUGUGUGUAUGUGUGUGUGUGUGUGUGUGUGUGUAAAAAAGUGAAUGCUCUUUUUUCUUUUUUAAGGAAAAAGAAUAUACAACAUAAGAGGACGUGAAAGAGUGAGGUGCGUAAGGAAAAAAAAUAUAAAAGGAAAAGAAAAAAUAUACAAAUGGCCAUAAUACACAGAUCUGUAAGCGUAACGAAUUUAAGAUUGUAUAAUACAGUGCGAGUAUAAAUGUGACGUGUGUGCAUGCACGCGUGCGUGUGUGUGUGAGUGUGUUUGUAUGCGUGCGUGUGUUUGCAAGCGUGAAGAGGAAGCGCGUGGCAGAAAUUAAUUACUAGCCUUUAAGAGAAAACCCAACACCUUGUCGUAAGUUUGUAGCGUAAGUUUGUACCGCUGAGCCAUACCGAUUGUCAGAUCGUUGCUUAUUUUUAUCCCUUUUACACGCAUCUCACCACCUUGUACCGUUCCCGCGAGUGGAUCGUACUUUCGUUCGCCCCAUUUCACGUCAGUUAAAUGCGGCCGGCGGUAAUUGUUUUCGAUUGAAGAUUGGCAUUGUGAUAACGCGCUUCUUGUGCAGUGGCUGGACCAUAACACUGAACCCAUCGGUAUGGCGCGGCGGUCGGCUGUACAUGCGAAACGCGGAGACAUUAUCAUUCUCAUUUUCUUCCCUGUAGUACACAGUAAGCGUUGAUAAGUCUCUUCGCCCCGAGUGGGGCGAGCUAAUGUGAGAGAGGCGUGUAUGGAGUUGGGAGACGUCGGUGUGUGUUUUUCGCGUCGUGCCAACGCCGCGUGGCGCGGGUAUAAAUACGGAGGAGGAGUCACGAUGCGGCAGGGGGGGGGGGGGAGGGAAAGAGGCGGUGAGAGAUUUUCGUUACACUUUUUCAAGAAAAAAAAAUGCGCGAAAAACGGAAGAAAAAUAAUCGUCACGUGUCAUAUACAUUUUUAAGUGGUACGCAUCCCGUUCCUCUCAUCUUAUCCGCACACUCUUCGUCGGGUCUCGUCCCGUCGUGAAAUCCGCUUAUCGAGGGGUGGUAUCCGCGCGGUUGACACAUAUCUUCACGAGGGAUGCGCAUCUUCCCCUUUCUAUUUUUUUUUUGCGCGCGAGAAGAUGAAAGGAGGUGUGUUAUCAAAAGUACGACGAGCGGGCGUAUCCUCCGUUCUAUCUCAGAGAGAGAGAAAAAUCGGAUAUUUUUCAAGCACAGGCUGUACUGUGUUCGAGAUCACCGAGGUCACCUGCGAACCUCGGUCUCGUCGAACUAUUCAGUUCUUUGUUCGGGGAUGGUGGGAGAAGCUAAGAGUGCGCGGCGACUCGACAAGAGCUGAUUUUCCAUCACUUUUCUUAUUCUUGUAAUCGUAGUAGGUAUAUCGAACGAAGGUGGGACAGUGAGAGAAAACUGGAGAAUGUAAAUAAGAUUUAUCUCGUAGCUAUAGUGCCUAUAUCCUAAAGGAGCUAGAUUGAUAGGUAGUGCUCCCCGGUUUUCAUCCUAUCCAAUCUUUCCUCCCUCCUUCUCGCCCUUCCCACAAAGCGCAACGCACGUCCCUCCACGUUUUCACGGCUCCCCGAGUCCGGCCACCAUCCCUCGUCUCCGUCCCUCCUCUCCUCCCUCUAUCUCCUCUUCUCCGAAAUUGAAACAUUCCUCUCCGAAUCAGCCGAGCCCUGUAAACCCUCCUACUCCUCCUCCUCCUUCCCCUGCUCCUCCACAAUCCCUGUUUCCACGCGUCCCAAAAAAAUUGUUAUAAAACGAGAAAAAUGGCCAAAAAAUAUUUUUUAUUUUUCAUACCCACUUGUAUGUAGAACAUAUACGAUAUAUUUUUUUGACACGGUUGAGGAAACGGAGCUUGAUUGCGAAGAAAGGAGGGGGCGGCCGUAUCGCAUUCCCGGGACCGUCCUCCGUAGAUUCCGAUUGAAAAUGUCCGGGAGAGACGUCGGGGGAUGCGAUGGCCUCUCUCUUGUUCCUUGCGUUUGGUGCGAUAUCUUACUGCUUAGUAUUAGAGGUUUUGUAAACCGAAGUCGUUCUUCAGUUUUGUGAGAGUAAAAGAGAGAAAGCGAACGAGCAAGAGAGAGAGAGUGUGUGAGAGAGAGAGAGAGAGAAAACGUUCGAGAACAGGGCUGAAGUCCGCUUAACAACGUGCUCACGUACAAUUUUCAAAACUGCGAUAUUCGACAUGCCUUCUUUCUUUCUUUUCAAGGGAAAGAAUAUCAAACCCCGAGAUGUCUUUUCGAUUUUACCGCGAGAUUCAAUCACACAAGUCAUUUAAUUUGAAACGCUCGUGUCAACGUCGUCCCUCUUGGAUUAUCUCCGAAUGGGCGACAUCAGAUUCUAAAGAAAAAAGCAUAUACAUAUACAUAUAUCGUGAGCACGGAGGCGCUAAUUUCUCGUACGUACUUUUAUCCGUAUUUUAAGUGGCGCGCGUUAGUUACCCUAGCGCGAGAAACAUGUAAAUGUUGAGACUGGAUUACGAACGUACAAAAAUACCUUAUACCUGUAUAACAAGACAUGUUAAUCACUUCGCGACUUUUGAUCAACGCGUACGAUCGUCCGAAGGAGCGGGAAGUGCGCUCGUAAAUUCGAAUCGAUUCGAUUCGAUCCACGCGCGGCAAUUCUUGGCUCGAGCAAUUAUCCGCGAAUCUGAUUGCAGGCCGGCAAGUGGCGUGAUUGGAUGAAAAAGAAAAAUCUGAUUUGUCAUUAAUUCCUCACACGAUUGAUCAUUAAAAUGUAUAUUUUUUAAGUGAAA
Molecule: messenger RNA, 7277 nt
Organism: Vollenhovia emeryi
Lineage: Eukaryota; Metazoa; Arthropoda; Insecta; Hymenoptera; Formicidae
Product: MAP kinase-interacting serine/threonine-protein kinase 1
Exons: 5
Coding region: 407-1981 (524 amino acids)
Biological process (GO): peptidyl-serine phosphorylation; intracellular signal transduction; protein autophosphorylation
Cellular component (GO): cytoplasm; nucleus
Molecular function (GO): calmodulin binding; calcium-dependent protein serine/threonine kinase activity; ATP binding
Source: RefSeq, a predicted model, not a curated record